Molecule: messenger RNA, 906 nt
Organism: Ophidiomyces ophidiicola
Lineage: Eukaryota; Fungi; Ascomycota; Eurotiomycetes; Onygenales; Onygenaceae
Exons: 1
Coding region: 1-906 (301 amino acids)
Source: RefSeq, a predicted model, not a curated record
AUGGUGACUCACCCUUUUGAAAACCUGCCGCUGGCUCUUUCUACCUACUGGUUCCUUACGGAUCCACCCACAUUUCCAUAUCCCGAGCUCCGGGCCCAUGCACCCAUCGUCGCUGCAACAUACGCGUGGGAAUACAGUGGACGCCUUGAUCCCCAUCCCACUCACCCCACAUUAUACCCACACACAUUAAGUAAGGACUCGGUCUUGACCGGCAUUGUACAAUGGGAGCUUGAUAUGAGCAUUUCCAAAAUCCGCGUGCGCUGGAACUCUGCGAACGUCGAAGCCACCUUGAACGCUGAAGUCAAACACAUACCAGCUUCCAAUUCUGCGGCGACUAGCUCCCCCACCCCCUUAGAACUUCACGAAGCUUCACUGCUCUACAACCCACUCAUACUCUCAUUUGCCCGAUCAUGCCUCGGCACCACCGUUGCUGAUGGUGAAUGUUGGUCUCUUGCCUCUGCCGCUUUGCAGUCCGCGCGGACCGCCGCUCUGCGUGCUGGUCAUAGCCCGCCGAUGCCCAGUAUCGGCCGCGUCCACGGUGAAAUCAUCCUAGACUGGGACGCUGCCUCUUUGGUGCCGGCACAGGGCGUCUUAGAAGCCGCAGACGUCCGACCAGGGGACAUCAUCGAGCUGAGCAAUGCGCACUUUCGGCACCAGCGAGUACUUCUCGGUGGUCUGGUGAGUAGUGAAGAGAGCGUGAGGGUUAUCGAGCAUACGGCGAUAGUCGACAAUGUAAAGGGGGGAUGUAUGGAAGUGCUCGAGCAGAAUGCCAGUAUGGGAAAGGUGGUCUCGGAGGGCAGAUAUGAGUUGGGCAAGAUGGUCCAGGGUAGGCUGAAGGUGUAUCGACCGGUGAAGGAGGUGGCGCUGAGCGUGCUGAACUUGAGGGACACAUUGGAUGUGUGGUAA